Molecule: messenger RNA, 1023 nt
Organism: Priceomyces carsonii
Lineage: Eukaryota; Fungi; Ascomycota; Pichiomycetes; Serinales; Debaryomycetaceae
Exons: 1
Coding region: 1-1023 (340 amino acids)
Molecular function (GO): 2-oxoglutarate-dependent dioxygenase activity
Source: RefSeq, a predicted model, not a curated record
AUGAGUACUUUGACCCAAAAUCCACUAAAAGUCAUUGAUAUUGAAGAGGAUGAUGAAUCGACGGCAGUUGAUUUGUUGGAAGCAGGAAAGAUGCAAGGAUUUUUGAUGAUUGAGGGCCAUGGGUUUACACAAACUGAAGUUGAUCAGUUGUUUGGAGUAUCAGAACACUUCUUUAAGUUGCCAGUUGAGUAUAAAAACAUCUAUGCGAUGAAUAAUUCUAAUCAUGGAUAUGCUUACUAUGGAAUAGAGAACUUAGAUCCAGCAUCACAGAAGACAGGGGAUCCCAAAGAAGCGCUUAAUAUAUCUCAUUUAAAUUUUGCGACAGGAGAAUCCUCCAGUCGUAUUCCAAGCUGGUUCCUGGAGGAUCAAGGAAGGUUGCAUUUGGUUCAGGAUACGAUCAAGAGAUUGUAUGAAUUAUCCAUCAAAAUUUUAAAGAUAUUAGCUUUGGGAUUAAGAAUUGAGGACUCAGAUAACGUGAAAGGUGCAGAAUGGUUCAAUUCAAAAUAUGUCCCCGAUAAGGAAUCAGGUUCUACCUUUCGAUUGUUGCACUAUCCGGGACAGCAGAAGCUUAACCCAGAAAGCGUGAUCAGAGCAGGCGCUCACACUGAUUACGGCUCAAUGACUCUUUUAUUUCAAAGAGAAAACCAGGAAGGGCUAGAAAUAUACUCACCUAUAACUAAAAACUGGGAGCCCGUACCAUUUGUACCUGCUAGCCCUAAAUAUUCGGGUCAAGCACCACCAUUGAUUGUCAAUAUUGGCGAUCUUUUAAGUUAUUGGACAUCGGGAUUAUUAAAAUCAACAGUGCAUAGAGUCAAGUUUCCUGCUAAGGUACAAGAGAGCGGUCAAGAUAGGUACUCAAUUGUCUUCUUCAGCCACCCGAAUGAUGACACUUUGCUACUUCCUGUCCCUAGCACGAUGAUACGAGAGAUCAAAGGGAGAGGUGCAAACAGUGAAGAGACUUACAUUACGGCAAAGCAACAUUUAGAUAAAAGAUUAGCUGCUACCUAUGGACGGUCCUACUGA